Molecule: messenger RNA, 1233 nt
Organism: Lingula anatina
Lineage: Eukaryota; Metazoa; Brachiopoda; Lingulata; Lingulida; Lingulidae
Source: RefSeq, a predicted model, not a curated record
UCCAAGAUGUCGGAUGCAAGGCACGACAGUAAUGUCAAUCUCAAGACGAGAACCAACCAACUACAAGCCACCUGCGUACUGACAACAACCAUUAUGAUAUGUGUACUAAUUGCGAUAAUUGCACUCAUCAUCUCGGCUGUCGCAAUCUCCAAACCCGUUGGCUCUGAAAUUACAGUCCAGGGUGAAACAACAAUUACUCAGCAAACUCCCCAGCCUGCAAUAGCAUACUCACCCAGUACCUAUGACGCCAGCUGGUGUCAGGCCUCCAAUAGAAGGAGAAUUUACACAGUGGCCGCUGGAUACGAUAUUGGGCCCUAUGAAUAUAAUGACGACAGCGGAUUUCAAGUUGGAUUCGGUCACGACCUUAUAGACGCAGUGUGUCAGGAGGCGGGAAUUGAUUGCAGGAUUGUCACGGAGCCAUACACCAACUGUAUGUUCUCAGAGAAAGGGCAGCCAGAGAGAGGGGGGAUAGGACUUAUGGAAGGUUGGUACGACGCCUGCACCGGGUGGCUGGCCUCACGCCAACGGAAGCAGGUUUUCGCAUUUUCCAAGCCGUUUUUGAAACCAUUCGAGGUCUAUUUCUACGCUUUACCUGGACUUAAUCCAUUCAAUAUCACUGGGAAGAAAAUAGGACUGAUAAGCGGGUUCUUCACUAACGAAGCCUGCCUGGCCGGACUGGACCAGGUGGCUGGAAGAGACGUCCCGCACUCCAACGUUUUCCAAGCCGAGACGCUUGAUAUGCUCCUGGCUAUGAUCCUGAAUGGAACUGUAGACGUGGGUUUAAGCACGGGGCCUGCUAUGGCCACCAAAAUCAAUGGCACUAAUAUCCAACGGUUCCCAUCGGAUCCCAUGUUCUGUAAGAAUGCUGGACAGCCUGGAAUGAUGACCCGUAAAGACAAUGACUUCAACUCUAAAUGGAAUGAAGGGUUUGAGAAACUUGUCUCUUCAGGUCGUUUUAAACGGUUAUGUGAUGAGGCACGGAUCAAGCACGGUCAUCGCGGUGAGAUUGACUGUGUGGAUGCCUAACAACAGCUGGGAUCUUUAACCUUCACCUUGAUUGCUAAAUCACAAAACAAUGCAUCCGUUACCUUCACCUUGAUGGUAUCAAGACAGAAAUAUAGGAAUUUGUAACUUUCACCUUGAUGGUUAAAACAAAGAUGUAGGCGGCCGUAACCUGAACUUUGAUGUCUUAAUCCCAGAAGAUAUCUAUGACCUUCAUCUUGAUAGCUAAAC